AUGAGCAAAGGAAAAUUUUUAGGUGAGUAUGAAAAAGGACAGAUUGAUGCUUAUUUUCUAAUAGAAAUAAAUAUUAAGCAAAUUGGUUUAAUGUUGGACAGGAUUAGAACUGCAAUCAGAAAUUACCUGACCUCAAUGGAUCUUAUUAAAAGCUUAAUAAAAAAGGCAGGAAAAGGGUUCUUUUCUUUUAAGGCAAUAAAAAAAUUCGAAGUAUGGGUUCUUUAG
Vairimorpha ceranae is the source of this 225-nucleotide messenger RNA. RefSeq lists its product as hypothetical. The record is from RefSeq and is a predicted model, not a curated record. NCBI's taxonomy places the organism in Eukaryota, Fungi, Microsporidia, Nosematidae. The transcript has a single exon. The coding region runs from base 1 to 225 and encodes 74 amino acids.